AUGGCAAUGAAUUGCAAGAAGAUAGCGCAGGCGAUGGAACCGAACACUAUCGUUUUGGUGAUCUGCCCGUUGACCAGCAUUAUAGGAGAUCAAAUAAAGGAAGGAGAAUCAUUGGGUUUGAAGUGUGUCACACUCGAUGAAUUUCUGAUGGCUAGUGAUCGUGAUACACACCAGGUUGUGUUUGUGUUAGCUGAACAAGUUCUCAGCAAGACAUUUACCGAAGCUCUUAAAGACCGGUCGUCAAGAUUACACAAUGCGUUGGAAUUGGUAUAUCUCAUACAGUAUCUCAUACAGUAGAGAUGUGGACAGGGAAAAGGUUUAAGAAAUAUGUGUGUACCUGUUACUUUGCUCAAGUAUACGACUGUUUUUAUCAACAUAUGACAUUCAUCCGUAUGUAUUUUUUAAUAGGUGCAAGAAUGCAAAAAGCUUUAGAACAGCCAAUGGUGAUCUAUCGAUUUUGAAAUCAUUAUGCAAAGAAGGUACGUUUACUUUAGUAUUGAAGGUACGUUUAUUUAAAAUGAGUAAUAUACAACCUGUUUCACAUUGAUUAAAUUACUUGUAUAUAAACACUUAUAUAUGCACUUUUCUUAAACAACAGGAACACCUGUCUUAGCCUUGACUGGUACAGCAGACAAUCAUACACGAGAGGUUAUCAUGUGUGGCCUUGCAAUCAAUUCGGAUGCUCUAGAAGUAUUUUUAAGCCCAAACAGAACAAAUUUGCGGAUAAAUGUGAUCAAAACUACAAAAAAGGAUGCACUUUCCAAUUUAGAUUGGUUGGUUGAAUUGUGUCGCAGAAAACAAUCUGAAACACCCAAGACUAUUAUAUUGUUUUGCAACAUGAUGAAAGAUGUUGCAACUGUGACUAUCUUAUGUUGAAGCUGGGGUCAUCUGCUUACAGUCCACCAACAUCCAGGGAAUCUGAGGAUUGUCUGGUAGGUAUAUAUCAUUCCAUGUCUUGGGAUAACUACAAAGAGAGAAUUGUUUUUCUUUUUUCGAUAUCGAUACCGAUAUCGAUAUUUUCUCAACUCGAACAACCAUAACAACAAAAAGACUAUUUUUAAUCAUUAAAGGUGAUCUACAGUCCGUAUGUAAACAAAGCCUUUGUUUACAUUUUUGUGUUCAAAAUAUUGAGCUUUAUUCGACAACUAUUUAUAUUUUCAAGCUUCUAGAGUAUAAUAAAUGAUCACCUUUAACAACGGCAACAAUGCUAACAAUAUAAACAAUGAAUAAUAUAUGUCAGAGAUUGCAACCAGCAUAACCAGAAACUCCCAUCCUGCCCAUGGAAUAUUAUAGCAUAAUAGAAAAGAACUACUUUUAUAGUAUUUACACCUAUUUAAGCUUUUUGGUAUAAUUUUCAUGAAGAUGCCGCUGACCAAAUUGAAAAAAUAUCGCAGGCGCAGAAAUAUCGAAACAUCGAUAUUUCUUGCCAGUAUCGAUACUUACCUUCAAAACCCUGGUAUCGAUAGUAUCGAGUAUUUGGUAUCGAUAUCGGCCCAUCCCUAGUUGUAGCUACCACAGCAUUAAGUAUGGGUGUAAAUUUCCCAGACAUUCGUUACAUCAAUUGGGGUCCAGCACGCAAUUUGUUAGACCACCAUCAAGAAGCAGGGAGAGCUGGUCGUGAUGGAAAACAAUCAGAUAUUGUGGUUAUUUACCAUGGACAACAGUUAACUCACUGUGAGGACAAAGUGAACUCAUUUGUUAAAUCAACAUCCUGUCUUAGGGUAGCAAACUACAGUGCAUUUGAUCCAAAUAUUAAACCACUUGAACCAGGUCAUGAUUGCUGCAGUAAUUGUUUGACCUUGUGCAUAUGCAAUAUGGAUGAGUGCAUAGUUGAUCCAUUUCCAUUUGGUAAUGCAACAACAAAAAUUCCUAAACAGCAGCAAAUUACAAGACCU
Messenger RNA from Paramuricea clavata, 1895 nucleotides. The record is from the annotation of a GenBank genome assembly. Lineage: Eukaryota; Metazoa; Cnidaria; Anthozoa; Malacalcyonacea; Plexauridae.